Molecule: messenger RNA, 2473 nt
Organism: Coregonus clupeaformis (lake whitefish)
Lineage: Eukaryota; Metazoa; Chordata; Actinopteri; Salmoniformes; Salmonidae
Product: sorting nexin-1
Exons: 16
Coding region: 42-1613 (523 amino acids)
Biological process (GO): early endosome to Golgi transport; intracellular protein transport
Cellular component (GO): endosome; endosome membrane
Molecular function (GO): phosphatidylinositol binding
Source: RefSeq, a predicted model, not a curated record
UUCCGCUUACAGACGUAGCUAGCGAUCAUCACAUCACAUACAUGGCGGCUAGCUCACCGCGGAAUCCCCCUCCUUUCCCUGGAGCAGAGAACCAAGACCCACUUUCCGAAAUGGCAGAUGGAGACAGUGAUGAAGGGGAGGAUGCAUUCGUUGGCAAUAGCAACCCUGUUGCAGAGUCCUUUCAUUCGGACGCAGCCAAAGGUGAAGAACCAGCCGAUGUCUUCAGUGAAAAAGAAACCAGCACCACUGUCAACAGUUCCAUCACAACCUCCAACCCCAAGUCCAACGGUGCCCAUUCAGACGAUGAGAAUGAUCUAUUUGCAGAGGCCUCGGUGGAGCUGUCCAUGGAGAACCCCAGCGCCACAGCCAAGCCCUCCGGAGCUGAAUCCACCCGGUCACUUACACCAAGCACAGCAGCAACACAACCCAAGUCUAUAGAGCAGCUGGAAGAGGAAGAGGGCAAGGACAACUUUGACAUGGAUGUUGCUGUCACCAAUCCAGAGAAAAUUGGAGAUGGCAUGAAUGCUUACAUGGCCUACAAAGUGUCUACUCGGACUACAUUACCCAUGUUCAGGAACAGGACAUUCUCGGUGUGGAGGAGGUUCAGUGAUUUCCUUGGGCUAUAUGAGAAGCUGUCGGUGAAGCACUCCCUAAACGGCUGUAUCAUCCCUCCACCACCAGAGAAGAGCGUUGUGGGGAUGACCAAAGUGAAGGUGGGAAAGGAGGACUCUUCCUCUGCUGACUUUGUGGAGAGGAGGAGAGCGGCUCUGGAGAGGUACCUCCAGAGAGUAGUGUCUCACCCGUCCCUGUUACAAGACCCUGAUGUCAGAGAGUUCCUGGAAAAAGACGAGCUGCCUAGGGCGGUGGGUACACAUGCACUUAGUGGAGCUGGCUUCCUGAAGAUGAUCAACAGGGCGUCUGAUGCUGUCAAUAAGAUGACCAUCAAGAUCAACGACUCAGACACUUGGUUUGACGACAAACUGCAGGAGGUGGAGAGCGAGGAGCUGCAGCUGAGGAAACUCCACGCGGUGGUGGACUCCCUGGUCAACCACAGGAAGGAGCUCUGCGGGAACACGGCGGUGUUCGCCAAGAGCAUGGCCAUGCUGGGCACCUCGGAGGACAACACAGCUCUGUCCCGGGCCCUCUCCCAACUGGCCGAGGUGGAGGACAAGAUGGAGACACUACACCAGGAGCAGGCGGCCAGCGACUUCUUCAUCUUGGCCGAGCUGCUGGCCGACUACAUCCGCAUACUAGGGGCCGUCAGGGGCUGUUUUGAGCAGCGCAUGAAAACGUGGCAGCGUUGGCAGGAGGCUCAGAGCACCCUGCAGAAGAAGAGGGAGGCCGAAGCAAAGCUACUGUGGGCCAACAAGCCAGACAAACUACAACAGGCCAAAGAGGAGAUCACUGAGUGGGAGGGGAAAGUCACUCAGUACGAGCGGGAUUUUGACAGGAUGUCUGUAACCGUUCGCAAGGAAUUCCUCAGGUUUGAGAAAGAGAAGUCCAAGGACUUCAAAAGCCAGAUAGUGAAAUAUCUGGAGUCUCUUCUACAGUCUCAACAGCGGCUCGUAAAGUUCUGGGAAGCAUUCCUGCCUGAAGCAAAGGCGAUAGCAUGAUGAGGACGUUAGGAAGAGACCGACUGCCUUUUUUGAACACUUUACCUCCUGACUAUGUACCCAGAAGACAAUGCAACAGAGCGGAGAACUACUCUACAGCUCAUCCAUAUUAUUUUAGCAUUAGUGAUUUAUUUUCCAGCUCUUCAGUAUGCUCUACAUCGGCACAAUGUAUUGAUUCAACAGAGAUGAAUUUGACAGUAUAGCUUUUCUAUGGAAAUAUGUCAGUGGUGUGAGUGGGAUAUUUUUACUCUGUGUUCUUGGGCCACCCUUGCUCAGAUAGGAAGAGUAUGACUUUCCAAUCCUAAACUGUUAACAUUUUGAGGUACUUCCCUAGAUUAGUAGUGUUUGUUUACAGUAGAGGGCAGUUCAUAACUGUUUACUAAAGCUCAUGAAAUAACUUUUGGAUCCACAAAAACGCAUAGGGGAAUGUAGCAAAUUGUGUGUGUCGUGUGAAAUACCACUUUGACUAGAGAGCUCAUUCAAAUUGAUAGUAUUAGUCCGUCUAAUGGUCCUUAAUUUGUACAUUUCCAGACCUACAGUGACUGCACAAAAUAAUGGAAGCACGGAAUGUAUGUUUAUGUUGACCCAUCAGAUGAGUGGUGCCUGCCUGCGUGUUUGUGCGUGUGCUCCAUUGUUUGAUCAUUAGUUGAUAUACAUCUGUAACCUCAAAUAAUUAUGUUCAACAACAGUCUUUCUGAACUGACCAUCAGUAUGUUGUUCUCUGAAAUGCUAUUUUUAAAACAUCUGUGUUCGAACAUGUAGCCUCAUGAAAUGUGUCAUGUUCAGUGUUGGAAAAAGUACUCAAUUGUCAUACUUGAGUAAAAGUAAAGAUACCUUAAUAAAAAAUGACUGAAGUAAAA